This is a messenger RNA of Ornithodoros turicata, 1164 nucleotides long. RefSeq lists its product as uncharacterized. The record is from RefSeq and is a predicted model, not a curated record. Lineage: Eukaryota; Metazoa; Arthropoda; Arachnida; Ixodida; Argasidae. The coding region runs from base 39 to 1046 and encodes 335 amino acids. The transcript has 2 exons.
UGAAAGGACAAGAAAGACGUCCUGUAGAGAAGAGGAAGAUGAUGAAGAAGACGACGACCUCACAUUACGACGAAACGUUUCUGGUACUGAAAAAGAGGAACAACGGAACAGUUGCUGAAGAAAUGAACUCAACAGUAGCAGCUGCGGCAACUCCCGGAGCACCCACCCUCAGGCCGAGCUCCGACAGUUUUCGAGCCGUCCACAUGGCAUCUCCUCUUAUCAUUUUUGCCCUUCUCCUUUCCUACUCUUACCCAUUCGUCUUCAUGGCGAGCAUGGCGCAAAAGAAAGUCACGUCGGACUUUCUGGACAUUGCAAUCAGCGUUGUGUCUGGCGUAGGUCUCGUGCACUGGCUCCUUCGCAUGGUACCCUACACGAAGAUGAUCAACGAGCUAAUGAGCUGCAAAGUACAUGCGGACAGCCUCGUCGUAGGAUUGGGAUGCCUCAGUGCCUACGCCAUGAACUGCAUCAUUGCUAUGGCCACAGACCAAUGGCUUCUAAAGACUGGCAAAAGUAUGCGUCAGAAGUACAGGCAAGGUUGGAAAGUUCAACGAUAUGUUCCGUGGAAUGAAGGGUACUUGUACAAGGUACGAUCUCUGUCCGGCACCGUGUACCUAAUGCUCGUCCUCACAGCGAGCACGUUUGCAUUCGUGGACGGAUUCAGCAUCGGUGUGUUCAUUCAAAAGGGCACGAAGCUGCUCUACCCUGCGGUGGCGCAAGAGAUGUUGGCGUCAACAAUGCUGGGCGUGUUGGCACUGAGGACUCGCUGUACGAGGCUCGAGGUCGUCCAAAACGAGGUGAUCUUUGCGUCCGCCAUGAGUUCAGGAUUGCUGUUUGGAGCAAGCGUUGGCGAGAAGGGCAUGUAUCACCUUCGUUACGCUGUCCUGGGCACCGUUGCUUCGUUGUCCUCCGGCAUGUUUAUUGCGGUGGUCUUUGGCCAAGUCGUUCUACCAGAGAUCAUACGGAGAGAUAGAGGAACAAGCGUGCUUGCGAUGACAUUGGGGGCGCUUAUUUCGGGCGCCUUAGUGUUUCCUAUGUUUGACAUCUGAUGCAUUCUUCAGGUGCGUCAGUUUGUGUGUCCAGGACUUCGUCUACAGUUCGUAGUCGAACCUUCGCAUACUGGCUGGUGCAUUUUAUGCUAUGAUUCGACCCAGUAAAUAUUGUGAU